This is a messenger RNA of Priapulus caudatus, 1866 nucleotides long. RefSeq names its product EH domain-containing protein 3-like. The record is from RefSeq and is a predicted model, not a curated record. Gene Ontology annotation, molecular function: molecular adaptor activity; calcium ion binding; GTP binding. NCBI's taxonomy places the organism in Eukaryota, Metazoa, Priapulida, Priapulimorpha, Priapulimorphida, Priapulidae. The coding region runs from base 123 to 1730 and encodes 535 amino acids. Gene Ontology annotation, biological process: endosomal transport; clathrin-dependent synaptic vesicle endocytosis. The transcript has 6 exons. Gene Ontology annotation, cellular component: intracellular vesicle; presynaptic membrane; cytoplasm.
UUUAACGUGACGUUUCUACAACAGGGAGUUUCCCAUCAUAUUAUUAGGCUAACUCAUUAUUAGGGCUAACUCUGUUUAAUUGUUGUUUCUUAAAUAGAUAAGUGCAAAUAAACACUUCCACAAUGAAGUUGUUUGGAAGAUCAGACAAGCCGCCGGAGGUUUAUGACAAUGUGUAUGCAGGACUGAGACAAUUAUACAAAACCAGAAUAUUGCCUCUAGAGGAAACGUACAAUUUUCAUGAUUUUCAUUCGCCUGCACUCACCGACCCGGAUUUUGAUGCCAAGCCGAUGAUAUUGUUGGUUGGACAGUACUCAACGGGGAAAACAACGUUCAUUAAGUACCUACUCGAGCAGGAAUUCCCCGGGAUCCGCAUCGGCCCGGAGCCGACGACCGAUCGCUUCAUGGUUCUCAUGUGGGACGAGCACGAGAACCAGAUCCCGGGCAACGCUCUCGUCGUCGACCCAAAUCGGCAGUUCAAGCACCUCUCCAAGUUCGGCAACGCGUUCCUCAACAAGUUCCAGGCGUCGACGAUCGACAACGCCGUCCUGAAAUCGCUGACGCUCGUCGACACGCCGGGGAUCCUCUCCGGUGAGAAGCACCGCGUCGACCGCGGCUACGACUUCACGGGCGUGCUCGAGUGGUUCGCCGAGCGCGUUGAUCGCAUCGUGCUGCUCUUCGACGCGCACAAGCUCGACAUCUCGGACGAGUUUCGGCGAUCGAUCGAGGCGCUGCGCGGACACGACGAGAAGAUCCGAAUCGUGCUGAACAAGGCCGAUCGCGUCGACCACCAGCAGCUGAUGCGAGUGUACGGCGCGCUGAUGUGGUCGCUGGGGAAGAUCAUCAACACGCCCGAGGUGACGCGCGUCUACGUCGGCUCGUUCUGGGACCAGCCGCUGCACUACGACGCGAAUCGGCGGUUGUUCGAGGCCGAACACCAGGAUUUGUUCAAGGACCUGCAGACGUUGCCACGCAACACGGCGCUGCGCAAACUCAACGACCUCAUCAAACGCGCCCGGCUCGCGAAGGUCCAAGCAUACAUCAUUAGUUCAUUGAAAAACCAGAUGCCUGCAAUGUUUGGUAAGGACAACAAGAAGAAGGAGCUGAUUAAAGGGCUCGAUCAAACAUUUGCACAGAUUCAGCGAGAGUACCAGAUCUCGCCGGGAGACUUCCCGGACGUGAACCGCAUGCGCGAGCAGCUCAAGGACAUGGACUUCAGCAAGUUCCACUCGCUGCGGCCGCGUCUCCUUGAAGCCGUCGACUCGAUGCUCGCGACCGAUGUCGCGCAGCUGAUGGCGCUCAUUCCGAAGGAAGAUUCCCUCGCCUCGGCCGAGAUCAACCCUCCGACGAUCCACGCGGGCGCGUUCGGCGGCGCCGAGAACUCGCCGUUCACCAUGGGCAGCGGCGAGGGCGUCGACGCCGGCCGCGAUGACGCGGACUGGAUCGUCGCGAAGGACAAACCAAACUACGACGAGACGUUCCAGCGGCUGAACCCCGUCGACGGCAAGGUGACGGGCGCCGCCGCCAAGCAGGAGAUGAUCCGCUCGAAGCUGCCCAACUCGGUGCUCGGCAAGAUCUGGAAGCUGGCCGACGUUGACAAGGAUGGGAUGCUGGACGACUACGAGUGGGCGCUAGCAAACCACCUCAUCAAGGUGCGGCUCGAUGACAACCCGCUACCGAACACGCUGCCUGACCACCUAGUGCCACCGACGAAGAGAGAUCUGGUCGAGUAGUCUCCUCCUUCCUUCACGCUCCCUCCUCCCUCCCUCCUUACCCGAGGUCCUGCUGCUACUCCGUUCCUCCUCCCUCCUCUCAUUCUUCCCCUCCUCCUCCUACUCCUUCCUGUCCCUCCUCACCUGAGGUCCUACA